Messenger RNA from Papilio machaon (common yellow swallowtail), 1774 nucleotides. RefSeq names its product forkhead box protein N3-like. Gene Ontology annotation, cellular component: nucleus. The transcript is spliced from 8 exons. Gene Ontology annotation, biological process: regulation of DNA-templated transcription. The record is from RefSeq and is a predicted model, not a curated record. Gene Ontology annotation, molecular function: DNA-binding transcription factor activity; cis-regulatory region sequence-specific DNA binding. Bases 409 to 1560 code for a protein of 383 amino acids. NCBI's taxonomy places the organism in Eukaryota, Metazoa, Arthropoda, Insecta, Lepidoptera, Papilionidae.
UAUAUCUUUAUGCGCAUUUUGUAAUUUAUUCCAUGAAUACCAAUCAAAUAAUAUUGCGUUGCGUCUAUCCUAUUUUACAACGUGUUACGCUCGGUGUCGUUUACACGCGGAUCUAAAAAUGUUACCGAGUCGCCUGAUGUAUGGUAAGACGCAGACGUUAGCGGCCCAUCUAAAUAUGGAACGGAUGGUUGACGGUUGUGUUGUGAUGUCCUCCGUGUCGUUUGUCCGCGGUCCCUGCAGUUAUGUAAUGUCCCUUUGAGGUCCGCGUCGGCACGUGCACAAAUUGCACGUCGUAGUUCCACGUAGGUAGCUCGGCGCACGUCGACGCGCACGCGGUCGCACUCUGAACCCCAGUUUCCUAGCAACACGUUGUUGACGCCACUGCUGACCUAAUGAAUACAAAAACACAUGAUGGCGCCGAUGCGUGGCGAGCGCGGUGGAUCGCCGGCUCGGGCCGCUCGCGCCUCCCUGCCCCUGCCGCGCCGGUUAAUCCGGCAGAUCGCCCGCCACGUGGCAUCCAGCGGCCGCUCGCUGCGCCGCCUUGAGGUCUCCGGCAAGGUCAUCGACAACUUCGACGACAUCGACGACCCCUCAGAUGACUCCGACAUGGAAACACCGCAGCCAGCCAGGGUGGCAUGUGGCAACGCCGGCAACCUGCCACCCGCGGAUCAUGAUGACGACCUCACCAGUCUCAGCUGGCUGCAGGACAGGAACCUACUCAGAGGAAUCAACUUCAGCAAAAAUGACUUAGAAGAUACGAAGACGAUCACAAGUCAAGUUGUUCUUAAGCCAGAAGCUAAAACUCCUCCCCCAGUGAUCCGCAUCCCCUCUCCCCCGCGCACGCCCUGCAAGGCCCCGCCCUCUCCCCCCACCGCGCACACCAAGCCCCCCUACUCCUUCUCCUGUCUCAUCUUCAUGGCGAUAGAGGCGGCGCCCGCGCGCGCUCUGCCCGUCAAAGAGAUAUACGCCUGGAUCAUACGACACUUCCCAUACUUCAAGCACGCACCUCAAGGAUGGAAGAACAGCGUGCGGCACAAUCUGUCGCUCAACAAAUGCUUCCAUAAGGUGGCAGCAGCGCCCGGACUCGGCAAAGGCUCACUAUGGACAGUGGACCCACAGCAUCGCUCCACUUUAUUGCAGGCGUUCGGUAGGCAGCCUGUGCCGCCUGCGGAGGCGGAGUGCGAGCGACCGGGGGCGGGAGUGACCCCGGGGCCGGAAGUGGGGCAGGUGGAGGCGGGGGCGGGGCAGACGGCGGGGGGCAAGAACGCACCAGAUCCGCAGCUGUUCCCACACCUGGCACGUCGGCUGGCGGCAGACGCGCGCAGUGAGCCGAGCGCUGACGAGUACCUCGCCGCAGCCAGCGUGCUCGCCAUGAAGUACGGCCCAGCCGUGCUCGAUCAGUUACCGCCGGCUGCGCACCUGGUGAUAUCGCGUUGCGCACGCGACGAGCACUCGUACAGCGGUGGUGGUGGUGGCGGUGGUGGGGGAGGGGAGGAGCGGCGCACGGCCGAGGCGCUGCUGAACCUGGCCGGCGUGCGCUCCGAGCCCGCGCCCAGCUAGCCUACGUCUGCGCACGCGCACGGUACGCAACACCUUGUAUACAACCCACUGUGAACCUUCCACAAUGGACUCCCCCAACACUAUACAAUAUCAUAAUUAAAAUUAUAUUUCUGGUUUGUUUUCUUGAUUAAGUGAAGGUGUGAUAUCUUUAAAUGCAUAAUGCAUAAUGUCCGAACAAAGCGGAUUACUUUUUUUGUUUUAUUUCUUUCGUCUG